AAUAAAGUUAAAUCGACACCAACGCCUCCGUGAGAUCCCUCCGCCUAAUUGACUCUCGGCGUGAGCCGCUGCACCUGUCUCCACGCUGCUUCUUCCUCCGCCUCCGCUGGCCGCAUCAUCUCCUCCUGCAGAGCCGAGCAAAGCGGAGCAGCAGCGUCUCUCCCUCUCCAGCUCCAGCUUUAUGUCUGUGAAGGUUGCCCAGCGCCGGUGGGGAUAUUUUAUCGAUGCUCUCCACCUAAUGUGACAAUUUCAUACAACUACUAGAAACACCGGCUGAAGCAAUGGGAGCCUUCGGAGUGUUAAUUGGGAUUUUACAGUACGCGGGACUUUACAUUCAACUUAACGCAGCUCUCAUCGUCGGACACGGCGAGGUGGACAAUCAUAUCUCUGGAAAUGCUCUUUUUACAGAGGUGCCACAUGACAUCACGACGCAGAGCGGUGAGGAUGUAGAGAUGGCUUGUUCCUUCCGUGGGGCGGGUUCUCCCUCCUACUCUCUGGAGAUACAGUGGUGGUACAUCAAGGACCACAGAAAUUGGCAAGAGAAGUCGGCUCAGGUCACAAAUUACGUUGUACCCCUGGAGGAGACGUCCAAAGAUGCCACCAAAAUUAGCGUGGUAAAAGUGGCCGGCAGCAACAUCUCCCACAAGCUCCGUCUCUCUAGUGUCAAGCCGUCAGACGAGGGCACAUACGAGUGUCGUGUCAUUGACUUCAGCGGUACCGUGGCGCAGCACCACAGGGUUCGCGCCUACCUCCACGUGGAGCCUGAGAGCAGUCAGGGGCCUGGUGACGCCCAGCUGCGGGAGGCGGGACACCGGUUGCAGGGGAACAAUCCACACCCCCACCGCGAGACAGAGGGCAGGGAACUGAAGAGGAGGUCAGCCGGCAGCACCACUGACUGUAAUGAGAGCUGCGUGCUUUAGGGCGGGCGGUCUGACUGUCCGUCUGCAUGGUCAUGACUUAUCUCUGACGAGGGGAUGGUCAUCAACACACACGUCACCACAGGGCCAAGGCAUCUGGACCCUUUGUGUUUCAUGGUUUGUUUGUCUAUCUUUAAUAGUGUUGUUUGGAUGCCAAUGCUGUUGAAUGCCAAUAAAGGGCACUAUUUUAUUGAAAGUGUAUAUGAUUAUGUUCUCUUUGUUGCUUUGGUUUUUGUCUUUGUGCUUUUUCCUAUUGCAUUAAGUUUGUGUUUAUGUGGCAGCAAGGCUGUAAUAACAAGGACUUUUAUUUUGUUAUUUUGUUUGAGCAGGACUCCUUCGGUGGCCAAACUCCUAGAACCUUUCCCCACAAAGUUACAGUAAAUGGCUGUAGAGAGUCAGAUUUAUUAUGGCUAUCAUAAAUAAUAAAUAGAGCACAGUUGGAGUUCACUGAUACAGACACAGAACACACCCUUUCCUUUUGCAAUGUGCCAAUUCUUCUGUCUUUUACUAAAACAAUUGCCAAAAGCCGCAGUAUUUUAAUGUAAAUGCUUUUCAAGGAAUAAAAGAAUAAAUUAAGCUUUUUUUCAUUUAUCUGAAAAGUGCAUUGAUUUCAUUUCUGUAAUCUUUGUUUUAACAUUUUGAGAGAAAACUAUGUGUCUUUAGCUUUCUAAACACAACUAUAAUGUUUGUUAAAUACAAAUGUAUGCUUCAUCACAUUAAAAUAAUGUAUCAGUUCUUGUGUAUAUUCACACUUGCACUGUAGACUUUUACUGUUGUCGCUAAAUAAGUUUACUCUGUGCUACUUAACAAUGACUCAAGAAAACAACUAUGGUAUGUUCUUCACUCAGUUUUUGUCACUUUUCUCAGCCACAAUAUAACUUUUUGUCUUAAGCUUUUACAUGUUUGUCAUCUUCUCUUGACUGUGUUAGUGCUGCUGUUUGGUAUCUGUUCUGUUAAAUACAUUCAUUUGAAAUGAA
Messenger RNA from Lates calcarifer (barramundi perch), 1894 nucleotides. RefSeq names its product V-set and transmembrane domain containing 2 like (gene vstm2lb). Bases 282 to 920 code for a protein of 212 amino acids. The record is from RefSeq and is a predicted model, not a curated record. NCBI's taxonomy places the organism in Eukaryota, Metazoa, Chordata, Actinopteri, Centropomidae. The transcript is spliced from 4 exons.